Molecule: messenger RNA, 1492 nt
Organism: Chiloscyllium plagiosum (whitespotted bambooshark)
Lineage: Eukaryota; Metazoa; Chordata; Chondrichthyes; Orectolobiformes; Hemiscylliidae
Biological process (GO): regulation of transcription by RNA polymerase II
Cellular component (GO): nucleus
Molecular function (GO): DNA-binding transcription factor activity, RNA polymerase II-specific
Source: RefSeq, a predicted model, not a curated record
GCAGUGCACAAGAGGCCCUUCGGCCCAUCAAGUUUGUACCAGGCCCACAACCCUGAAUGUUAUGGCACUUCAAGGGCAUUCAGAUGGGAUUGAGAAUUGAGGAGCACGUGCCAAAUAUGGAAUGGAAUCUGAAAGUCUUGCAAUUCAUCAGGGCCUGAGUAUCUUGGCCUUUUGGUGCAUAAGAAGUCUUUUUCUGGUUUUAAACGUCCAUAUGGCUGGAAGGGCAUCAAGACACAAGCACUUGAAUGAGACUGCUCCCUUGUAAUGACUGGAAAUAACUUAAACCUGUGAUGCAGCCUGAAAAAAAUACUUUGCAUUUGUCACAGCUUAGGGAACCUGUGUGCAUAUUCUGUGUGUGGACCCAGGGUUUCAAUUGAUUGUACUAAGUGGAGGAACACAAGGACACUGGCAUCAUGGAAACACCAGAGAAAUUUGGGGACUGUGAGAAGAGAGUACUUACCUCUUAUGAGCUGGAUAUUUAUCAAACUGAUCACAAUGGGGAGAAACCGUUAACCUGUUCAGUGUGUGACAAAGAGUUUGCUCAGUCAUCCAACCUGAUGUUACACCAGCGAGUUCACACUGGAGAGAGGCCAUUUACCUGUUCCGUGUGCAGGAAGGGAUUUUCACAGUCAUCCAGCCUGCAGACACACCAGCGCGUUCACACUGGGGAGAAGCCGUUCACCUGCUCAGUGUGUGGGAAGAGAUUCACUAAUUCAUCCAACUUACUCUUACACCAGCGAGUUCACACUGGAGAGAGACCGUUCACCUGCUCCGUGUGCGGGAAGGGAUUCACACAGUCGUCCAGCCUGCUGACACACCGGCGCCUUCAUACUGGGGAGAGGCCAUUCACUUGCUCGGUGUGUGGGAAGGGAUUCACUAAUUCAUCCAACCUUAUGACUCACCAACGAGUUCACACUGGGGAGAGGCCGUUCACCUGCCCCGUGUGUGGGAAGGGAUUCACUCAGUCGUCCAGCCUGAUGACUCACCGGCGUGUUCACACGGGGGAAAGGCCGUUCACCUGCUCCGUGUGUGGGAAGCGAUUCAGAAAUUCAUCCAAUCUGCUGACUCACCAGCGCGUUCAUACUGGGGAAAGGCCAUUCACUUGCCCCAUGUGUGGGAAAGGAUUCACUCAGUCAUCUAGUCUACUGACACAUCAAAGGGUACACAAUGGGCAGAGGUUGUUCAGAUGCAUUGUGUGAAGGGGUUCACGCGAUCCUUCUGCUGAAAUAUCAGCUGGUUUGCAAGUGACUGCAAGAGUUGGAAAUGUUUGUUGUUGGUACUGUUAAAGACAUAUGGAAUAAUUUGCAUUUACUCUGAAAGUUUGGAUUUCUGCUGGCGUUAAGAAUUCCUAUGCCAUGUAACUUAUGCGAUUCAUAAUGCUUUGGUUUUCUGGCUUUUAGAAUUUACUGAAUUAUGGAAUAACUUUGGAACACACAACCGCAAGUGAAUGGACCAGUAAGCACUAGAAUAAAUCUUUACCUGAAACACAAAA